This is a messenger RNA of Calidris pugnax (ruff), 3686 nucleotides long. RefSeq names its product ribosomal RNA processing 15 homolog (gene RRP15). NCBI's taxonomy places the organism in Eukaryota, Metazoa, Chordata, Aves, Charadriiformes, Scolopacidae. The record is from RefSeq and is a predicted model, not a curated record. The transcript is spliced from 5 exons. The coding region runs from base 22 to 813 and encodes 263 amino acids. Gene Ontology annotation, cellular component: preribosome, large subunit precursor. Gene Ontology annotation, biological process: maturation of LSU-rRNA; maturation of 5.8S rRNA.
AGUGCGCGGACCCCGGAGAAGAUGGCGGCUGCCGUGGUGGGCCCACGUGUACGCGGGGCUGCGGUGGGCGAGGAGGCGGACAGCGAUUCCGAUUUAAGCUCAGAUCUUCCAGAAGACAGCUACUCUUCAGGAGGUGAAGCGCAGGAUGGUGAUGAUGAAGAUGAAACAGCUGCCCUUGGCAAUGUGGUUGAAGAGGCAACAAGCUCCAAAGCUGACCCAGGUGCAGGCUGGGCAGAUGCCAUGGCAAAAGUGCUCAACAAAAAGAUUCCACAAAACAAGUCCACCAUUUUGGCCAAGAAUAAAAAACUGGAGAAGGAGAGAGAAAGGGAAAAACAAGAAAGACUGGAGAAGAGGAUGAAGCUUGAUAAAAAGCGGGAGUGGGAAAUGAUGUGCCGAGUGAAGCCAGAUGUUGUCAAAGACCGAGAUACGGAAAGAAAUCUUCAGAGAACUGCCACAAGGGGUGUUGUACAAUUAUUUAAUGCUGUCAGGACGCACCAAAAGAACAUUGAUGAGAAGGUGAAGAGAGGUGGGAGCUCUGAGAGGCAACGUGCUAAACUGCUGUCAUCUGUUUCAAAGAAAGAUUUCAUCGAUGUUUUAAGAAACAUGGAGGGUGCUAAAGGGAAGAAGAAUCCUGCGGGAAAGGCCACAAAAAGUAAACAGGGUGAAGUGAAGUCUGAAGAGGGGCCAGAAUGGAAUAUACUGCGUGAUGACUUCAUGAUGGGAGCAUCUAUGAAAGACUGGGACAAGGAAAGCGAUGGAGAGGCCGGUAUUGAACAGGGAGGUGGUCUGAAGCAAGAAGAUGACAGUGACUGAAUGAAACUGAAAACCAUUCAGGAUAAUGUUUUAUCUUCUUAACUUUGUUUGGAUAAAAAGUUAGCAUUCUGUGAAUGUACAACACUUGGAGGAUAUCUCUUUUUUUUUAAAAAAAAAAAAAAGACUUGCACAACUUUGGAGUGUUUUUUCCCUCAUGUCAAACUUUUAAAUACAGCUUCAUUAUACUGAAAUCCUGAAAUAUUUUCCAAAACAUGUAUAAUUUUCAACAUAUUUCCAAAACAUUUUGUACAGUCAAAAUAGUGGAACCUGCCCAAUGAAAGAAAGAUUUUGCCAAGGUCAUUAAAAGUUUAUACAUUAGUCAUGGCAAUUGAUGUAUUAGUGUGCCUGCGUUUCCAAAUCAGUGUUGCCCUUUGAAAAGUUGUUAGCAAUUCGCAAUAGAAAUGGCUUACAAUAAACACAGAAGUGCCGUCACCUUGUAAAGUUAUCAGGCUCCUAUAGAGUCUCUACUACUUUGGCCAGAAAAGGUUUUGUAGAUAAUAAAGAAAAGUAACCAUUAAUGUGAUAGUUCUGGUCUUGGAGAAUUAGUUUGAUUGGAGACAACUCUGGAAACAUUAAAAAAAUAACUGUAAAAAGAGAGAUUUGACCCUACUGAUUGGCUUUUAUAUUUAUAUAUAUGUAUGUAUAGUUUUUCCAUUGCAAGUCUGAAGUUGUAUAAGCUCAGAGACUGGUAAGAGAGGAAAGGACAGUCAUGCUAUUGUUUUUUUUGGAGGAGGGAGGGCUUUGCUAGCAAUGUGGCAUAAAAUUUUAUUCAGUGUUGCUUCAUUUGCAGUUCUGGUGUUCUGGCCUUUUUCAGUAAGGAGACGAAUCUCGGAGAUCCAUCCUGUGGGUUUAGUCAGCUAUAAUGCUAAUUCCUCAGGUCUGUAAAGGGGUCUAACAAAAAAGCCCUUCCUCUUAGGGAGGUACUGUAACAGUACCAAAUUUUGGAAGACGUUUGUCAGUGUAACACUAAUGGUUUUGUUAAAGCUAGAGCAAUUUCUCCUAAUUAGUUGUUUGGUUGUGAAGGCGCAUAACCUAACACACAUAAUAACAAUAUAUUUUGUAUAAGCAUAUGCAUAUAGAAGGAAAUGCAUUGGGAUUAGAGGGUUCUAAAUGAGAGGCUGGGGCUGAAUUCUGCUGCCUUCACUGUUCCAGGCUGGCUGUGUCGUUUGUUUAACUUUGCUAUCGCAUUUCCCCGUUUGCUAUGUGAAGAAAAUGCCUUGGGGCCUAUUAAUUGAUACUUAAAAUACAUAGUACUGUUUCUACAGAUGUCUUACAUACAAACCUUUCUUUGUACCUGCUUAUGUGCAAGAUAUGAUUAGAAAUGACUUUCAAAUUUUCAGUUUUCAGCACUGAAACAUGUCAUAGGACAGUGGAUUUAGAUUUUCCUAAUGAAGGCAUUGAGGAGGGGAAGGGGUUUGAACUUUGUGGAUAUUGCAGGAUAAAAAAUAUACAUACAAAAUGGUAGAGAAACCCAUCCUAACAACUGGCAAUGGUUGUGUUAUCCCUAGCCUAUUCAUCUGGUAUAUAUUGUAGCAAUAUUCUUUGAGGAGAACUCAAAGCUAACAGCAGAAAUGUUUAGAUUUUCAAGCUGUUUGGAGUGUUAAACAUAUUAGAUAUCUGAGGAAACAUUAGUUUGUGGCCUGAUAUUUAUUAUCACAAAUGAAGGCAUACACCCAAAAUAUCAAGUGGCAAAACCACAGAAGUUUGACGUGGUUAUCCCAGCUUCUGAAGGCUAGACAUCUGUACAGCUGUUCAGCCAGAGCUGGCAUCUCACUCGUGCAAUACAAAAGUAUACUAUGAUGAAUUUUGAAUCUAUGAAGCAGCAUAAUAGUCUAAUUUGACAUUGCUUUCUUUCUGCAGAGUUCAGUUGCUUUGUGCGGAAAAACUGCAUCAGGACCCUUAAAUGCACACUCGUUCUCUUGUUUGGUAUCACCAGGCUGAGAUCAAACUUUUGGAAAAUAAUUUAGUUGCUCUUAGGAACUGCAACAUCCUCAGGUGAUUAUUAAAAAUUUCAAAGUACUUUCAGAAUAGUUAUAGAAUACUUGGGUGUUUAUGAGUUUUAUUUGUGCAUUUUUGAAGUAAUGUUUUGAUUAAAUCACUGAAGUGUCACUUUUGUAUUUAAGAACAACAUGGAAUAUAUCAAUAUUGCUAAAAAUGUCUUGAGCUUCCAUUUCAUUUAGAACGUGUAGCAGUACUUUUUGCCUAUAAAUUGAGAGCAUUUCUUGCCUUUUAAAUAGCAUGAGACUCGGGAGUUUUAUGUAUAUUGGUUAUUUUUUUAAUUUUGAUACUGUACCUUGCCUUUGCAUGUGCCGUAUGGAGAAAAACUCCUAGAAUACCUUAAAUUGGUAACUACCUGCAAAAGAGAAAUAAGCUCAGGACUCUUAUAGACACGUGGGAGUAGUAUAUUUUAAUUUUAGGCAUUUUGGUGGCUGGUUUAUUUCACAAGUUUUGUUUUGAUUCAUUAGCAAUUCAAAACGAGAGCUAAACCCUGUUUAGCCCAGACACUUUCCGGUCACUUUCAGCUGUGGGAUCAGUUGCCCUACCCUCUUUUCCAGUAAUGUUCUUCCUUUUUGGUAGCUACCAAGAACAACCUUCAGUGGCUUUUCCCAGCAGUCAGAGUACUCGGUCUGUUUUGCCUGCUCCCAUGAAUAUCUCUGCUCAAGCAAAGCUCUGCCGCUGCCCUUCAUUCCAGAGCGCAUGAAUCAUCUCAACUUUGUAUAUUUCUGUACCUAUCUAUAUAAAGCCAAUAAAGAUGGGGUGGUUCCAGUUUUGUUAGGCUUCAAGCCAACUCCAGAGUAUGUAGAGUUUAAUAUUCUAUGGAUUGCAAAGCAACAAAGUUUUGUUUAAUAAAAGAAGGCCCAGGGUUAGCUCUU